Messenger RNA from Lactuca saligna, 546 nucleotides. NCBI's taxonomy places the organism in Eukaryota, Viridiplantae, Streptophyta, Magnoliopsida, Asterales, Asteraceae. The record is from the annotation of a GenBank genome assembly.
AUGACUAGCCGUCGUUGGUCUUGCCCUGGUUUCGCCACUUUUUUCUUGGACAAGUGUGACAGCAUACGCACGAAGUCCACUGGUGAUAUUUGCAUUGGAGGUCUCAUUACCUUAAUUGGUUUGGGUGUGGGCCUUCAAUUUCCUGAGUCCGAGUAUGUGCCCGUGGAUGACCCACCUCUCUACCUUUUCGACUGCUUCACUCUAGCCCGGAUGGAGUUGUUAGUGCCUAUUAACACUCAAGAGUUACAUGAUGAUGAUGCUGCAGAGGAUAAUGAUGAUAUGCAGGUUGAAAAUGCCAAUGUUGAUAGUCCAUUUGAGCCUGAAGACCAUUAUGAUCUCCCAACCCGACAAUUGCCACCACCACCAGUUUAUUGUCAGCCUUCGGGAGCACACUUUGAGCCACAACAUCAGUACCAGUCUUAUCCACAACACCACGAGCCCGAUCUCGAGCCCGAGUUCCCUCUUGAUAUCUACAGUCAGCUUGCUGCCUUGCGCCUCCAGGGAAACUGGAACACAACAUUCAUUUGGCGCUUCGAGGAGCAGUAA